CCAUUAUCCUGGAGGCGGUGUAUGUGUUUGCAUUGUAAAUUUAUCUAGCACUUAAUAGAUACAGAUUUUCUCGUUAGCAAUGUGCACUUGAUCUUGCGGUGAUAUAAUCUAAAUCCACACGCUAGAUUCUUACAGAAUGUCUGACAAGAAGUUCAGGGGUGCUCCGUUCGGAACGCAGAAAUCCAGAUUUGACGUGUCUGGAGUUCACCCAAAGAGUAAAAUGCCAGGUACUUUUACUGAAGUGCCAUACUGUCGAAAAUCUAUGGAUGAACUUAAUCGUCGUCGUGGACCAGGUGUUUAUGGAGUGGAGGUCGGUGGGUUUAGUCGUAGUGCUGUUGAGUUGAGGUCAUCUGGUCCUGGUUGGGCAAGGGCAUAUGAAGUAGCCAGAAUGGCAGCAUUACCACAUUUACUAUAUAAAGAACAAUGGGAAAAGAAAAGGGCGCAGCAACGCAACUUGGGUCCUGGUAGUUAUAGCAUUAAAGAUUUUGUUCAAGUAAUCGAUGAACGGCCACACAGUCUCCGUGGAAUAUGUGAAACUAGAGAUAGACGCUUCCGUGAACAUACACAGAGUGAAAUUCCAGGACCUGGCACCUAUGGAAAAGGUGGCAUCCCUCACUCGGCAAUUGAAGAGAAAGCUCAAAAAUCAUUUAGUAAUGUUGGUAUGCUGGAUGCAGGAUCAUCAUCAUCCAGAAAUCUUCCCUCUGUGGGAUGUGAAUUGGGUCCAGGUACGUAUGAGAAACGAAGCUUUGCCGAUGAAUUAACUGGCAAAGUUACCAGUACACGAGGACCCUACGAUUUAUUCACCGGAGAUAGAAAUGCACCGAUUAAAACAGGUCAUCUGGCAAUACCGAACCUGGCAAAUCUUGGGCCUGGUCAGUACAACUUGAAUACAUUCCUAGAUAAAUGGCAAGACGAACAUCGUCAACGACAUGGUAAAUUUGGAAAAGUUGAUCAGUAUCCAGUCAGGCCAUCCGAAAGAAUGUACUGUGACACACUGUCACAAUGGCCAAAGAAAUCAGUUGAUCCAGGCCCAGGAAAUUAUGAUCCCCAGGAAGUCUCAAGAAAAGAAGCUCACAACUCACCAGCAUUUAUUUCAUCAGCAGAAAGAUUUGAUAAACGAGCGAGAAAGUUUUUCAUGGGUGGUUCAAAUCCGGUUGGUGCUGGUCGUUACGACAUACAAAGAUGGGAAGAGGCGCAGCACAAGAACGGCCAUGCUAGCGUGUUUAAUUCAAAAGUAACAAGAGAACCCAAAUCCAGGGAUAGUAUGCUACAAGAACGAAUCAAAGCUAAGAACAUGAGCCCAGAAGAAAAAAUUUUCAUCGCCCAACCACAGAAUGAGGCCGAUUACGUCAGAGCCAGGAGAGUGGUUUAUGCGCAAUAAAACAAAACCAGAACUGCCGUUUAUCACUUUAUGAAACAAUACACGUGUCAAACAAGAAUCUUUCAGGAGGGUAUUGCAAAUGAUUUUUACAAUAAAAUUAAAUUAUACAUGAUUUACUCUGGAGAUAUUUACACCCAAACAUUUUUAAAAUGUUCCUGCAGCCCAAACUGAAAUAGUCGACUCAGUUGUUCAGGCACUGCUGUAAUUUGCAGAGUGUGCAACACAAGCAAGUGUCUGAUAUUUA
This is a messenger RNA of Saccoglossus kowalevskii, 1625 nucleotides long. Its product is annotated as ciliary microtubule-associated protein 2-like. Lineage: Eukaryota; Metazoa; Hemichordata; Enteropneusta; Harrimaniidae. The record is from RefSeq and is a predicted model, not a curated record.